Messenger RNA from Halichondria panicea, 6615 nucleotides. RefSeq names its product receptor-type tyrosine-protein phosphatase S-like. Gene Ontology annotation, biological process: peptidyl-tyrosine dephosphorylation involved in inactivation of protein kinase activity; cell communication. Gene Ontology annotation, molecular function: protein binding; protein tyrosine phosphatase activity. Gene Ontology annotation, cellular component: signaling receptor complex; membrane. Lineage: Eukaryota; Metazoa; Porifera; Demospongiae; Suberitida; Halichondriidae. The transcript is spliced from 38 exons. Bases 108 to 6437 code for a protein of 2109 amino acids. The record is from RefSeq and is a predicted model, not a curated record.
UCAAAAUGUUAGCAUCAAAUAUGCAGCUUAUUCACUGCAUAUAGAUCACAUCUACUGUUUCCAUUACUUUCUUAGUUACUUAUUACUCGUUGUGUUAUGGCAUAGAUAUGAUGGUACUUGUAACUAAGAGCAUGAUUGUGGUGUUGCUAUGCGGCACUCUCAGUCAGUGCAGUGCAGCUGGAACAGUCAGCUUUUGCAGUGGUAGUGAAUCUCAGAUAGUAAUGGAGGGAGGCAGUUUGUCAGUCUGUGUGGAGGCUAUACUGGACCCUGGAGAUAGUGUAGAGGUGGGACUAUCAGUCACUCCGGCAGGAGAACUUGAUGUUCCUGCAAACACAUUGCAUCUGAAUGACACUACUACUAUUGAUUGUUGGAUGGUUACUGCCACAGACAAUGACAUUUAUGAAACUGAUAGUCAGAUACUUACACUGAAUCUUGUUCUUGUGAACCCAACUCCGUCAGAUAUUGUACUGACAGAUCCAAGUACUGCAACUAUCACAGAAAUGGAUGAUGAAGUGGUGAUGGUAAAGUUUACAACCUCAGCGGGAGAAAAUAUAGAAGGUGUUAUUCUUGUGGCAGAAGGGCAAUCUGUUGAGGUGUGUGUUUCAGUCAGUGGUGCAACCAUUAGUGAGAGAGAGGUGGUGGUGCAAGUAGCUACUAGCGAACUGCAAGACGAUCCAAAGGCAGCAACCUCGAACAUGGAUUAUAAACAUGUUACAAAGGACGCAACAUUAACUUCGAAUGAAUCACAAGUUUGUAUGAUUAUUAUUCGAGCAAGAAUAGACCUUAUUUAUGAGAAUAACGAGGUAUUUGGUGUGAACCUGUCAAUUGAUGCCAGUGCUAAUCUGAGGGUCAGACUUGGGGCACAGAAAACUGUUUGCAUUAGGGAUGGGGAUAGAGCUGUAGUAUCGCUAGUGAACACAAUAAUAAUGCAGAAUGAAGGAGAUGGUGAUGUCUCAGUGUGUGCUAGACUAGACUCUCCAGUGGGAGGGACAGAGAAAGAGAUAUUUAUAACACUCAAUAGUAUUGACUUCACCUUCCCUGCCAACUCUUCUGUGGAAGAUACCCAGUGCCUGACUAUCAAAGUUACUAUUGACAAUGUGUACCAAAGAAGUCCAGUGUUGAUGCAGACUGUUACCCUCAGCAAAAUGGAUGAUCAAGAAAGAUUGUAUCUGACAAACACAGUGACAAUGGUUACUAUCAACGAUGAUGAUGAUGCUGUUAUCUCCAUGGUCAAUGAUACCGUGACAACUACCGAGGGUGGUGUGGCUUAUGUGUGUGCUAAUUUGGUCAGUCCAUCUGGUGGAACAAGUGUACCCAUCACUGUUGUGUUUGUUUGGAGUGGAGAAUCAAGCAUUGAAACCUUCUCAGCUAACUCAAACCCAAACACUGAGGUGUGUAUGCAACUGACAGUGGCAGAUGAUGAUAUAUACGGGACGUCUCCAGUUGCUGUUAUGAUAAGCAAUUUCAACUCAAGAGUGUCUGUUGGAACAAGAAACCAAACCAUAAUAACAGUCAGGGAUGAUGAUGAUGUCACAAUUGAAAUGAAGAAUGAAACUUUGGACCAAAAUGAAGGAGAUGGUGGUGUCACUGUCUGUGCAAUACUCACUGGGCCCCCAGGUGGUCUAGAACAAUCAGUCACUGUCCAGUUCACUGCUCCAGCAAACCUAUCUCCUAAUGGACAACAGACACUAACCUUCCCUAGUGGAGCUACUGAACGAUGCAUCACUUACACUGACCCUGUGAACGAUGAUGAACUGUUUGAGACCACAAGUCCCCUUGCAUCAUUUAUUGUGACAUUGAGUGAUAACCAGGAUCGUGUUACUGCCACUGGUAUCACCAUAAUCAAUGUGUACGAUGAUGAUGAUGCUGUUGUCUCCAUUGUCACUCCUACCAUGACAACUAUCGAGGGUGGUGUGGUUGCUGUGUGUGCUAAUCUGGACAGUCCAUCUGGUGGAACAAGUGUACCCAUUACUGUUGUGUUUACUUGGAGUGGAGGAUCGGACUCUUCAAUCUUCUCAGCUAACUCAAACGCAAACACUCGGGCGUGUAUAUGGCUGACAGUGGCAGAUGAUGAUAUAUACGGGACGUCUCCAAUACCAGUCACUGUUGUGUUAAACAUUUCUAGUCCUAUCUCAAGAGUGUCUGUUGGAAAUAUUGGUCAAACCAUAAUAACAGUCAGGGAUGAUGAUGAUGCUGUUGUCUCCAUGGUCAAUGAUACCAUGACAACUACCGAGGGUGGUGUGGCUAAUGUGUGUGCUAAUCUGGUCAGUCCAUCUGGUGGAACAAGUGUACCCAUCACUGUUGUGUUUGUUUGGAGUGGAGGAGGAUUGGACUCUGCAAUCUUCUCGGCUAACUCAAACACUCGGGCGUGCAUACAACUGACAGUGGCAGAUGAUGAUAUAUACGGGACGUCUCCAAUACCAGUGUACACUGUUAUGAUAAGAAAUUUCAACUUAAGAGUCACUAUUGGAACAAUUAGCCAAACCAUAAUAACUGUCAGGGAUGAUGAUGAUGUCACCAUUGAAAUAAAGAAUGAAACUCUAAACCAAAAUGAAGAAGAUGGUGAUGUAACCGUCUGUGCAAUACUCACUGGGCCCCCAGGUGGUCUAAGACAAUCAGUCACUGUACAGUUCACUGCUCCAGCAACUGUCCUAAUUCUUAAUGGAAAACAGACAAAUGAUGUAACCUUCCCCAGUGGAGCUAAAUUUUUCUCUGAACAAUGCAUCACUUACACUGACCCUGUGAGGGAUGAUGAACUGUUUGAGACCACAAGUCCCCUUGCAUCAUUUACUGUGACAUUGAGUGAUAACCAGGAUUGUGUUACUGCCACUGGUACCACCACAAUCAACGUGUACGACGAUGAUAAUCCUGUGUUGGCUCUAUCACAAUUGUCUUACACCUUUGCCGAAGCUACGAAGGAGACUGGAGAGAUCUGUGUUAUGUUUGAGGGUCCAUCUGGAGGACUGGCAACUGGAACACUUGAAGUGCUGUUCACUAUUGACACAGGGAAUAUCAAUAGACCAGCAACUCCACAAGUUGAUUUUACUACAAGUUCUCUUAUGCAAACAAGGCAGUUUUUAACUAUUGGAGAGUCCAGAUGUAUCUCAGUGACAAUAGUUGAUGACGUCACCGCUGAUCCUGGUGAAUUAUUUCGAGUUCUAUUAACUUCUCCAAACAAUCGAAUUACGUUUAGAGGUGGAGCGGUUGCUAUAGUAAUAAUCGACAAUGAUGAUGUGCUGCCGGGUCCAACUAACCUCAGAAAUUCUACAACAGAACCCAAAAGUGUGAUAUUGAUGUGGGACCCUCCUGAUACCACUUCGAUUACUGUAGCACUAAUUGGGUACAGCGUACAAGUGACAGGGACCAGUGGUUUCCCAUCAAUGUCACAUACUACAAAUUCUUCCUUCAUUGUCAUCAACAACCUUUUUCCUUACCAACAAUACCAGUUCUCUGUCAGUGCUAUUUAUGAGGAAGACAACAUUGGGGAAAUUGUUUCAAUUGUUGUAAGAACAAGACAAGAGGCUCCUGGAAUACUAACUGCUCCAACAGCCACUUCCACGGCAACCACCCUCACCCUCUCCUGGGAUCCACCAGCUGAACCUAAUGGAGUCAUCAUCACCUACACACUGUAUGUGGACUACCUCAAUGGUACCAUCACAAACAUUCCUACUCCAUCUGCAUCAUUCCUAUUAUCUCCCCUGAGCCCCUAUCAAACUAUAUCAGUGCAAGUAUCAGCCAGUACUUCAGUUGGUGAGGGACCAAGAACAAACUCUACUAGGUUCACUACAGCUGAGGCCAAGUCUGGCCCAGUUGGUGAUCUAAAUGUCCUAAGAGUGAAUAAAACCACCUUCACUGUCAACUGGGUUGCGCCUGCCGAGGUCAAUGGAGUGUUACUAACAUACACCAUCAGGACCAACGAGGAAGGAAGCAGCUCAGCAGAUACAGAGUACAAUACUUUAGCUACCUUGUUCACCAUACAUGAAUUAGCCCCCUAUACUCCCUAUGUGGUAUCAGUGGCUGCCAUCAAUGGCGCCGGUAUUGGAGAGCCUGUCAGUGUUGUAGAAUUCACUGCUGAAGGAGUUCCUCUAAUCCAUCCUCGAGAUAUUGGUUCUACUCGACUGAAUGGAACAGCUGUGAGGGUGUCAUGGAGACCACUCAGUCGCUCAGAGGCUAGAGGCUUCAUCACUAACUACACCAUCACCUACUGGAGAGUUGGUUCUAAUACUGCAAAUGCUAUUACCAUUACUGUAUCUGGGGAAGACGCCAGCUCUGCUACAAUUAUUAAUCUCGACCCAAACUCUGAUUACUACUUUACUGUGUCAGCUGGUACAGUACAGGGAGUGAGCAAUGUCAGUGCUGCCAUUGUUAUACCAACACAGUCAUCAGGGAAUCAACCAAUGGUAGGAGUGGGAGGAAUUGCUGCAGGACUGAUCAUGGUCGUAGUUCUACUGACAAUCAUAGUCUGCAUUGUUUGCAUAGUUAGAAGGAGACAACACAGUGAAUUUGCACCUAAACAGAAGCUAAUGAAACAUGCCCCUCCACCAAAACCAAUUCGGAGUCCUGACACUUAUCCACUCCAUGGGAAGGAUAUAGAAUCUCAAGGAGAGCUGCACAAAGAAGAAGUGGAAGUGGAAGUGGAAGUGGAUACGGCCUUCUAUAACAGUGAAGACAUCGCAGUGACUGAUUUUGCCGGUCAUGUCAGAGAGCUGCACAAAGAUGAUGACACAGACUUUGAGAGUGAAUAUCGCUCUAUCAAGAAUGGAAAUCACUCGUGGAAUGUGGCACAGCUGCCCGAGAACAAGUUCAAGAAGAACAGAUUCACAAACAUAUUCCCCUAUGACCACUGUAGAGUCAAGCUGCAGUCAACAGAUGUACCUGGCUCUGACUAUAUCAAUGCUAGCUGGAUUAAGGGCUACAGGAAUGAUAAUGCUUACGUUGCUGCACAAGGUCCAAUGGCUGCAACUAUCAACGAUUUCUGGCGCAUGAUUUGGGAGAAUAAGCUCCCUACGAUUGUCAUGGUGACCAAACUGGUUGAGAGCUCCAGAGAAAAGUGUGCCAGAUAUUGGCCCAGUGCUACCGGGGAGAAAAUGGAAGUUGGGCCGAAUAUUUUCAUUCUUCUGAAGGAGAUCAAAUUGUUCACUGACUACGAGAUCAGGAUCAUGUCAAUAACGAAUGCGUCGGAGCUUGGCUCCAGUCCGUUCCUAGUUACCCACUUCUACUACCUAGGUUGGCCCGACCACGGCGUUCCACAAUAUGCCACUUCUCUCCUCGGCUACCUGAGGCGGGUACGCAAGACCCAUCCUGUAUCCGGGCCCCCCCUCCUGGUCCACUGCAGCGCAGGGGUCGGGCGUACGGGUACGUUCAUCGUACUGGAUGCCAUGCUCCAGCGCAUCCAGGAGGAGAGAGUGGUGAACGUGUACCAGUUCGUGUGGGAACUGCGGGAGAGACGAUGUCUGAUGGUGCAGACUAAGUCCCAGUACAUGUUUAUCCACGAUGCUCUGGAUGAGCUAAUAACGUGUGGGAACACUGAGAUAGCUGCUCACAACCUCAACAUUGCCACCCACCAUCUGGGCACAAUAGCCCCAGGGAAAUCACUGUCCGGAUACGAGGAGCAGUUUCAGCUACUGGAACAAGUCAGCAGGAAGCCAUCACAACAGGACAGAGACAUCAUUGCCAGCCAAGAAGUGGAGAGCAAGAACCGUUACCAUGACAAGUUCCCAUAUGAUGUUCAUCGACCCAAGCUCAUGGGAAGCUCCAAACAGGACCAGUACAUCAAUGCCAGCUUUAUAGACGGCUACAAACACAGGAGGUGCUUUGUAGUCACACAGGCUCCCCUGGACAACACAGUACUUGACUUUUGGAAGAUGGCCAAGAAUCUUGGGAGCAGGACAAUCGUGUUGCUAUGCGACCUGACUGAAAAUGGAAAGGACAUGUGUACGCAGUACUGGCCGGAUAAGGUCGACGGAGAGGUCACUUAUGGCAAGAUAACUAUCAAACUGCUCUCGGAAAAAUGCGAGAAAGAAAUCGUCGUGAGAAAACUGGAGAUAUCUCAAACUAUGAAAGUGACUGGCCGUGACUGUUACGUGCUGACUAUGUUUCAUUGCAUGACGUGGAAUGAGAAUGGGACCCCGCCGGCACCGGAACCGGUUAUACACCUGAAUGAGCUUGUGGUCAAUAAUCAGAAAUCGACAGGCAACAAACCUAUCACUGUUAUGUGCAAUGAUGGGUGUGGUCGAUCUGGCACUUUCCUGAGUGUGUACUCCACCAUCGAUAGGUUCAAAGUUGAGGCGGUGGUGGAUGUGUUUCAGUGCGUGAAGUCAGCACGUAUUCAGAGGAUGGCAUUGAUGGCCAAUACGAAGCAGUACAUACUUGUGCAUGAGGUUCUCAAGAAUUACAUGAACUCAUUUGAUCAAUACGCCAUCUUUACAGUACAGUAAAUAUCAGAGACUGUAGCUAUACCCAUGGCCAUGCAACAAUAAAUAUUAUAAUUAUGUGUCUGUCAAUUCAUUGAACACAUCAUAGAUGAACACUUUAGAUUAAAAAUGUGUGUAAAUUAAUUUAUAUAUGAUUAUUGAAAAUGAAAACUGCAAUUUUGAUUGUUUGAUCUUUACCAUC